This is a messenger RNA of Cajanus cajan (pigeon pea), 1392 nucleotides long. RefSeq lists its product as uncharacterized. The record is from RefSeq and is a predicted model, not a curated record. Lineage: Eukaryota; Viridiplantae; Streptophyta; Magnoliopsida; Fabales; Fabaceae.
AUGGAGGAUGAGGCGUUUUACUUCGGCGGGCUGCCGAAAUUCCCUUUCUACUGGUGCCCCAAGCCGUCUAGGUUUCACGGGGUAGGCCAGGUGAAAGUAACGGCCUCGGAGGUGGCCGCUAUCGACAACCUUGUUGCGCUUCCUCGCCCGCUGGAUUGCAAGCUCGUUCUGUCGCUUGCGAACUUGGCAUACAGGGAGAGGGUCUUGGAGAGUAUCAUGGGGAAGAAUUUGUGGCGCGAGCUUAAGCAUCGCUACAAUGUCACAGAACUCGAGGUCCCCGAGCCCCAAGAGGAGGAUGUUUCCCCUCUACAGGCUAGCCAAAAAAGGAAGAGGGGAGCGAGGGAGGUUGGGGGGACUUCUGCCUUUGCGGGCGCCGAGGAGGUGGCCUCCAAGGCCGCCGAUGCUGAUGUAGUGGAUCUCACCGAGAGUCCACCGCCCCAGGUGGCCUUUGAGGAGGUGGCUCAGAUUGUUGAGCCUACUGUGCAGGCCGCUGAGGUCGGGGCGACCGCUGCCGAGGUGGGAGACCAGGCUGUUGAGGAAGUUGCUCGAGUUGCCGAGGUGGCGAGUAUCCUAUUUCUUGGGUUUUUCGUUAAUCCUUUUAUUAUGCUUUCUGGUCGCUUGACCUGGGGCCAUUUUUGCAGGCAGGAAAUGCCCCUGAGGCGGCGACGCAGGCUGUCGAGCGGGUCGCCCAAGCUGCUGAGGCAAGGUCGGGGGUCCCCAUUGUGGACUUUCUGGAUGCCGAGCAAGGGACGUCGGCUUCUGUCUCUGCUGAGGCUCGUGGAGGAGGUCCUAGUCAUGAGGUUCCUCCGUCCGCGGUUGCCGCUUCGGCGCCGCCGCUUGUCUCGUCGCAGGAGGCUUCCCGGAGCCGAUAUCUGGCUCACCGUUUCAGGAAGGGUCUUUCCAAAGUGCGGCUGGACCACGUGAGCGCCUCCGCCGACAUGAAUUCGCUGUGGAGCGCGGGGGUGACCGGGGAGAAGUUCUACCCUCAGGGUUCGUUGAGCUCCGAGGACCAGGGGUUGAUAGACAGGGCCGGUCCCGAAGAGAAUUUUGAUGCGGCCUAGGUCCUUCUGUAGAGGGUUAUGGGCAUAAUGGGCCAUUGGAAGCCCAAGUGGGGCCAACAGCGGGAGGAUUUGGCCAAGUAGCAGGAGGACCUGGCCAAGUUGAGGGGCCGACUUCAACCCUGGAAGGAGGCAAACAAGAUGCUGAGGGAAGAGAAUAAUGCUCUUAGCGCAGCCCUUGGUGAGGCGAAGCGGCACGAGGCUAAGCUCCGUUCUGCGCGUGGCGACCUUGCACGGGUGCAGAAGUCUCUUGAGAUUGCGUUGCGAUCCAAUGAGGCUUAUGCCUCUCAGGUGGGGGAGCUGCAGGAGCUCGUCGCCUUCUCUCGAGGCCGUG